Molecule: messenger RNA, 315 nt
Organism: Penicillium angulare
Lineage: Eukaryota; Fungi; Ascomycota; Eurotiomycetes; Eurotiales; Aspergillaceae
Exons: 1
Coding region: 1-315 (104 amino acids)
Source: RefSeq, a predicted model, not a curated record
AUGCCUCUACUCGCUGUUCAUUUCUGUGCUGUCACGAUCUUCAAUGAACUUUGCAGCAUCCAAAAGUACCCAUCUCUUUUCGAGAAAGAAUACAAACAGCUGGGAAGCGCUCAGACUCAGCCCAUAACAGAGAGAUCAUGGGAUUUGAAGAUUCAAACGGCAUUCAACAGUUUACUUAAGCAGCUUCAACGCCAAAAGCCACAGUCGAUACAAGAUCCACUUAACCUGUUGAGAGUUGUGGAUCGUUGUACUAAGAAACCCACGACUUUGAAGGAGUAUGAAGAUAUUCUGAGAGCUUUAACGACAUUCUACUGA